Messenger RNA from Haliotis rufescens (red abalone), 1403 nucleotides. Its product is annotated as fatty acid-binding protein Fh15-like. The transcript is spliced from 4 exons. The coding region runs from base 132 to 551 and encodes 139 amino acids. The record is from RefSeq and is a predicted model, not a curated record. NCBI's taxonomy places the organism in Eukaryota, Metazoa, Mollusca, Gastropoda, Lepetellida, Haliotidae.
AAGGAAUGCAGCGUGAACAUAGCAACUGUGUGUUGAAUUGCUCACUGUGGGGCGUUAUAUGUAAGAGGCAAUACCUGUCUUUAUUCAAAAGCCGUUCAGAACGUAGGUGAUAAUCAGUUUCGGGAAUCGAAAUGGAGAAGUUUAAUGGAAAAUGGGAGUUGGUGACAGGAUCGUAUGAAAAUCUUGAAGCAUUUUCAGAGAAAAUGGGAGUGCUAAAAGAAGAAGUAGAAAUGCUAAAGAAUGCUGUUAUGACUACAACCAUAAAGAUGGAGGGAAAUAAACAGCGCAUGACCCUUGAAUGCAACGGUGAACCAAUGAAACAAGAGCUCUGCUUUACCGAAGGAGAACCUUUGGAGUAUAAAGGAUUCGAAGGCUCAAACAUGACAUCGGAUUACAAGUGGAACGGUGACAGAAUUGCCGAGAAGCACAAAGCCGAGAAGGACGGGACCACAAGAGAAUGGACUGUAGAACGAUACAUUGAGGGGGACAUGAUGGUCGCAAAAUCGACGAAGGAUGAUGUCUCCAUGACCUACAAGAUGAAGAAGAUAUAGACCAGGAUCCGUUCUGCUGGAAGAUGAAAGAUAAAAGAGUUGUGUUUCCCCGUGUUGCCACAUAGUACUACCCCGCUUCAUGCUUCGGGCUACAGUGGACCUAGGUCCCGUUCCACAAAGCGAUCAUAGCGCUACGGUUGUCAUAAGUCCAUGUCAAAGUAUGGGAGUUAUGAUCGUCUUAGCGCUAAGAUCGCUUUGUGAACCGGGCCCUGUGCUGAAAGUUAUACGUGUGUGCCACUAAUGCAGUUUAAACAACACACGUCCCUGUAAUCCUUUAUUUCGCGAUUAUUCUCAGGCGUAAAUUGGACAUUCAACGUGUCGACAAUGAUUUCUGAUGAAGAAUAUACAUUUUGCAUUUAUAUCUAUCGAUUGAUGCAUUGACAGCUUUGGAACGUUAAACAUACCUGCCAAGGUUCAAACGCUGUUUUUUUACAUUUCCGUUUUUCACAUCCCUAAUUUCUUGAGUGUUAUAUCAAAGGGAGACUACUCUCUGGCAAAUUUGAUUUAUGUCCCCCAAACACUACCGUGUGUGCCUGCUAGUUCGUUACCGGUAUUGCAAGGAUACUGUCUCUCUUUCAACCACGUAUUAAUUGCAAAUUCCAUCACGGUGAAGAUCAAUAUCAAAGAAGUUACGAUGAAGACAAUGGGCACAAUGAGAGAAUUUGAUUUUUCUGCUCUGCUUCUCCUGUCUCAGCGUGUUUAACCACGGAUAUACGGGACAUGCAACAGAACGAGACACACACGAGAUUUGUAUCAUUUUGUUUAUCAUUUAUAACGUCCACUAUUGUGACAUUUUGAUUUGCGAGGGUGCAUAGCUUUUACAAAAGUGAAAUAAAGACGUCUUGAACAAGA